UUCAUUUUUGCUCUGGGAAGUUUUUUCAACAUAUAGUUUUAUAACUUCAAUGAACAGGAAGUUAUGUUUCGAGUGUUCAUCAGUUGCAAGGUUUAGAGCAUUAUUUUUUCUUACGGUCGUUGUUGCUUCAGGUAGUAUAUGUGCUCUUUCUCUGGAGCUUUUUUCCACCUGUGAAUUAAAAGAAGAUUCCUUUCGUGUUUCUAUUUUAGCCAUAAAAAGUUGGCUAUCUCUUAUGUCAGUUCAGAGAGUUACUCUUUUCCAAGAAAGUUAUGACAGCUGUGCACGUCUUUUCCCUUUUUUUGAGGAUUCAAAGUUUCGCUGUGUUGCUUUGAACGAAUCAAAAGACAGUUAUAGCCUACAAAUGAAUCAUCUGUUCGACGCUGCAAAGCAACAUACUGUCUCAAAGUAUGUGGGGUACAUAAAUUGUGAUAUUGCAGUCUUCUCUGAAUUCGAUCACGCUCUUCAAAAUAUUUUGUAUUCUGAUGGAGGUUCAAAGAAAGCAAUCGUUGGUAGAAGAAAAGAUGUUUCAAUUUCAAAUAUUUCUUUGGAUUCCUUAAUGAAAAAUAUUUCAAUUGUUCGGGAAUAUGCACAGAGGCAUGGCCAUCAUCACGGAAGUUUCGGGAAGGACUACUUUAUUUUUCCUCGCGAGUUCUUAAGGGAUUUUCCACCGUUUCUUAUUGGAAGGCCUAAAUGGGAUGAUUGGUUUCUUACAAAAUUGCUACUUCAGGAACCACGUGACUUAUCCAUAUACAGAUUGGACGAUAGUAUUCCAGUGGUUCAUAUGCAAAUCGAUGAGAACAGUUGGAGUCAUGAGAAGCUUGGCGCCCUUGAGAAUGAAGAGCUUUUUAAACAAAUUUGGACUUGCCAGCCAAUAUCCGAUAUAUUGAAUGUUGAAACAGUGGUUGUCCCUGCAAAUGGCUCUGAGAGAGAUUCGUUUCAGAUGGUAGAAAGCAUUCCAAACACUCCAUUACAACUACUUUUUGCAAGAAAAAGCCAGUGUAAUGAGACACUAUAUUUAUAUGAAGACCUUUCCUUUGGUUCAGAGUUUGCACUGUCCUUCAGAAAGAUAAUCGAAAGUUGUAAGCGAUGUAUUCAUAUCGUGCAUACAAUGACUGCUUGCAUAUACUGUCGAAGAUACGCGUCAGCCUGCAUUUGUAUGCAUGAAUCGGAAACGAGUAUGCAACAGUACUUUCAAAGGGAUUUGCCUCUUAUGAAUCAACAGGUGCAACAGAUAGAGUUAUUACGUCGUCGAUUCUAUAUUCUUUCAACAGCUGUUGAAAACGGCUAUAAAGUCAAUUAUCAGAUAGGAGCGAAAAUUCCUAGAAGUAGCCUCGUUAUUUUAGGUAGCCACCCUGAAGACAUGGCAUAUACAAAAGGCUUUUUGGAGGCAAUUAGUGGUACCUACGAGUUUCCUCCUAGUAGUUAUGAAUUUAUAACGCUAAAGCCUUCUUACGCUGCAAGAGAAUUUCUGACAAUAUUACAUAUUUGCAUUUUAAAGUUCACAACAACAAGUAAUUGGGAGGAAGUACAAAUGAAACUGUCUUCAAAGAAUGGGCGUAGAACACAUUCAUUCCAGAAGUGCGUAGAAAGUCUCGGAAUCCGGUCGAGAGAUUAACCCUUAAGAUUAUUGGGAGAUAUUUAGCUCAAAGAAAUUGGUUGACGUCGAGUUGAGAACUUGUUCUUAAAGGCAACGUAGCAUUCAUGUCUGAAACUGUAAACUCCAAUUCAGAGGAGGUUUCUCUGUUUAAUGAAUCUCCUCCAGAGAUCUUUGAAAUGGAGGAAGAAAACAGUACGACCAUAUAUGCUCAAUCUAUGGACACCGAGUCUAGUUCAAGUGAAGUGAACACAAGAAGCUCAACCUUGACUUUAGAAAGGAAACUACAAAAGUACAAGUUUCUGAAGCGACCAACUAGGCAACCACAUUUUACGGAAGAAGAAGUAACGAGGGCGUCACUACUAUAUGAGGGAUAGCAAGUGUGCGUGAGACCAAGGAUUUUCGGUUGGCGACUUAGGAACUAGCUGGCAAGUGAAAGUUUUCAAGUUUGUCGAAAAUAAAAAGCGAUAAAGCAUAAAAGUCAAAACACACAU
This is a messenger RNA of Galdieria sulphuraria, 2088 nucleotides long. RefSeq lists its product as uncharacterized. The transcript has a single exon. Bases 50 to 1615 code for a protein of 521 amino acids. The record is from RefSeq and is a predicted model, not a curated record. NCBI's taxonomy places the organism in Eukaryota, Rhodophyta, Bangiophyceae, Galdieriales, Galdieriaceae.